CUGCCGAGAGGCGCACGGAGGCGGAGCCCCGGCCUCUGACGCCGCUUCCCAUGGCUGACAGCGCCGUGCGUUCUGCGGUGGGCCUCAGGCCCCGGGCUGCCCCUGCCUCCCGGAAGGCUACAGGUACUAAACAAACAAGUGCCUUGAGACACGAAGACGCUUCUAAAAGGAAAGCAGAACUAGAAGCAGCUGUGAAAAAGAAGAUUGAGUUUGAGAGAAAAGCUCUACAUAUUGUUGAACAACUAUUGGAAGAGAACAUUACAGAAGAAUUCCUACUGGAAUGUGGGAAGUUCAUCACACCUGCUCACUACAGCGAUGUUGUGGUUGAACGUUCAAUUAUCAAAUUCUGUGGUUAUCCUUUAUGUCAGAAGAAGCUGGGCAUCGUGCCAAAACAGAAAUAUAAAAUUUCUACCAAAACCAAUAAAGUCUAUGAUAUUACUGAAAGAAAGUCUUUUUGCAGCAAUUUUUGUUACAAAGCAUCUAAGUAUUUUGAAGCACAAAUUCCCAAAACUCCAGUAUGGGUUCGAGAAGAAGACAGACAACCUGAUUUUCAGCUGCUAAAGGAAGGACAAAGUGGUCAUUCUGGAGAAGAAGUACAAUUAUGCAGUAAAGCCAUUAAAACAUCAGAUAUUGAUAAUCCUGAUCAUUUUGAAAAGCAAUCUGAAUCUAGUUCUUCUAGCACUUGUAGUGAUAGUAGCAGCGAUAGUGAACAAGACUUCGUUUCCUCUAUUCUACCAGGAAACAGACCAAAUACAACGGGUACAGGGUCACAGCUGCGCAAGAGCAUAAUGAAAAAGAAAGCUGGUCAAAAAACUAAGUCCACACUCAAAGACAAAGAACAGACAGUAGUAGAAGUCACUGAGCAGCUAGGCAGUUGCAAAUUAGAUGAUCAGAAGAAAGCUGCUGCUUGUGAACUUCCCUUUCAGAAAGUAAAUACUCAGAUUUCUUCAAAAAGUCCACGUGAAAGAUUAAAAGCUUCAGGACAUUUUGAAAACAAAUGUAAUAUGUCAGAAAUAACUCUGGUAGGUAUAAGUAAGAAAAGUGCUGAGCAUUUUAAGAAGAAAUUUGCCAAAUCAAACCAAGUUUCCAGUUCAGGGCAGAUGUGUCCUGAAGUUGCAAAGACAAACUUACUUAAAGUUCUAAGGGAGACUUUGAUUGAAUGGAAGACAGAAGAAACCUUGAGGUUUUUGUAUGGCCAAAAGUACGCUUCCAUAUUUCUGAAAUCAUCUUCAGUCUGUCCAGCUAAUGAAGAACUUGAUGAAGAUGACAUAAACUCCGAUUCAGAUAAUCACUCCCUUGCCUUCAGGGGACCUCAGAAUAGCCUGGAUGAGUCUUUACCUUUCAGAGGCUCAGAUACAGCCAUUAAGACCCUACCAAGUUAUGAGUCUUUGAAAAAAGAAACUGAAACAUUCAAUCUGAGGAUCAGGGAAUUUUAUCGAGGACAGUAUGUUUUGAAUGAAGACAUUACCAAAUCACAAGACUCAGAAGAGCAUGACCCCACCUUUCCACUGAUAGAUUCAAGUUCCCAGAAUCAGAUUAGAAAACGCAUCGUACUUGAAAAAUUGAGUAAAGUAUUGCCUGGACUUUUGGGUCCUCUUCAGAUUACCUUAGGAGAUAUUUACACUCAACUUAAAAAUCUCGUCCGAACUUUCAGUUGCACAAUUCAUUCUAUGAUUCUGGUUGCAACUGAAUUACAAGCAUAUAUUAGAAUUAAGUUACUGAACCAAGGUACCACUGUAUAUCAGAUGACCACCACUGUUCUAGGCAGUAUGGUAAUAGAAAGGAAGCAUAAUGCCAACUCAAGGAAGAACUCUCCUGUGAGAGGAUUAACAAAUAGAAAUAUUAUACACAAUCCUGUGGAGUGGACUUUAAUUGCAAUGGUGUUGCUGUCAUUGUCAGUGGUGGUGUUCCACCUGCCAAAGGAAGAAACAGACUCUAAAAGACAACCACCUUGCCCAAGCUUGUCACAGCCGAGAUUGGUCUCAGGAGUAUCUGACAUCAACAUGGGUCCUCACUGCACAGAGUGCCUCAGAAAGGAACACAUAACUAGUAUGCUGUUGAGGUGGUUUUGGUUCAAGAAAGAGGUGGUGAUUGCCUUUUUGAGGAUGAGGUGGGGGUCCUUUUAAGGAUUGAGGACUGAAAAAAAGCUGUAGUUUUGGCAGUUAAGCUGUUGUGUGUAACCUUCAAAACAAGCAAUUUCCAUUGAAUGAUAGGCAUUGAAACCAGAUUACACAGGUUGCUAUGAUACACAGGUAUUGAGAUACUAGACAUUGCAAUGGUUGACCACUCUGUUCAUCUGGUUGGUAGAAGAGAAAAUGAUUAUAAUCUGGUAGGACAUGGUAAAUCUUCAGAAGAUUUCUCAGGAUAAUUGAGACUGAAGCAUGUUGGUAUCAGAGGGAAAGGAGACACUAAACAGCAUUAGAAAAAGAAAAGACGGAAGGUACCUGUAGAAUGCAGCCCAUGAAGAGACUGGCAGUGUCAAAGACAUCGGCCUCUUUUUUCCCCUAGCCCGUUUUGCCCACCUUCCUUUUCCGCCGUGUUCUUUUCCCUUCCUGCACUGUUUCUUUCACAUGCUUCUCUAUCCUUACUUUGAAUGUCAGUAUGGUAACAUUUGCUUCCUGAUCUUAGUAUUUUAAAACAUGAGUGAACUAGGGCUUACACUAUAAGUAGGCAGUAGAGCUCUUGCCUAGUAUGCACCAGGGCCUGGAUUAAAUCGCCAGCACUGAGAAAAGAAAGGGGGUAAAGUGUGCUUCUUUUUCCAAAACUUGUAUUAUCAUUUUCAUUAGUGGCUGUGUUUGAUUCUUGCCUCCUCCACCACAUAAUCUCCAUGUAGUCAAGGCCAUUAUCUGGGUUACUUUUGUCUCACAGUGCCAUGCCCUCAGUAAUGGUAACUAUUCACAGAAUAAAUCAAAUAAGUAAGUAGGUGGGGGAAACUUGGAUACAUUACUGUUGAUAUUACAGACUUCAACAUAGAUUUCAUAAUACUGAUGGACAACAUGGGAGAAAAACAAAAAUAGUUGGUUACUAUUAUAAAUGAAAGGCUUUUAUUACAGAA
This is a messenger RNA of Chinchilla lanigera (long-tailed chinchilla), 3055 nucleotides long. It is a transcript of the gene Rpap2, whose product is annotated as RNA polymerase II associated protein 2. Gene Ontology annotation, molecular function: RNA polymerase core enzyme binding; RNA polymerase II CTD heptapeptide repeat phosphatase activity. The coding region runs from base 51 to 2126 and encodes 691 amino acids. The transcript has 13 exons. Gene Ontology annotation, cellular component: nucleus; cytoplasm. The record is from RefSeq and is a predicted model, not a curated record. Lineage: Eukaryota; Metazoa; Chordata; Mammalia; Rodentia; Chinchillidae.